AUGACCUGGCUUGGACAAAUAUUCGAUCUAGGCGACAAGACAUGGUUGGAGACGCAUAUAUGGCAUGCAAAACGGAUGAAAAUGGAAAAUAUUCUGACCCGCAUUCUUUGGAGACCGACGUGUCCUUUCAACGAAGACCCGGUUGGAUCGCUCUUCCAAAAGCCAUCCGACGCGGCACAGCCUGCAUCCGAAGAAGCGACGAGCAAACGGAAGCGCAAGGGCAAGAAAAAAGCAUCCGACCAGAAUGUGGACUCGAAGUGGCCUCCUAACCGCACAGUGUGGAUCCGCGUACACCCUGCUGUAACGUCGGAAGUGCAUGUAGCGCUGCGUACAGCCGCAUCGUUUGCUCUCGACACGCUGGGGAAAAUUACUGGGCGUCCCGAGUGUAAGGUUGACAUCGCCGAUUUGCGCGGAGGUGUCAACGUGUUCGAGAUCAUGGGUCCCAAGUCAAGCCAGGUCAUCAAGGGGGCUCUGAAACCGGUGCAGCACAAGUGGCGAGGCGACUUCAACAAGUUCUGGCAAGCGUUAGAUCAGGUCCAAACUACAGGAUCGCUGCCUCGCGGAAUGGUGAUUGGAUUCACCGUACAGGAUCCCCGUUUGGAUCCUUGGAAAGCCGACUGGGAAGUAGUCCUAGGCCUCGAGGAGCCACCCUCACCAGAGACGGACUUCAUCAGCGCACAAAGGGAGACACCUGUUCCACCCACCGAGCAAGCUGCGGAGAAAAAGGUCCGGCCGUGGCUCCUGCGGGGCGCGGGUGUGCCCGCGAUGUUGCAGAACUUGUCGUCGAUGUUUAAUCCCGGUGCGGGACUGCUGGAUUUCAUCAAUCAGGCGCGCGUCAAACGCGGACUAGACCCAUUGAAGACCGGGACGCGGACAGACGAGUUGUGGCAGAGCGCACUCAUCACUGUCAGAGUCAUUCUCUGUGGGCGAGGGAACCCGGAGGAUCUGGCCAUGAUCUACGCCCUCGACGACGCGGAGGCAAAGAAGUGGCACGAUGCCGAAGCCAGGAGGCAGCAAGGUGCCACUUCCUUGUUGGACGAAGGGGAAGAUGACACUCAGUCCUCGACGUCGCUGCCCGCUCCAAAAUCGAUCAUCGGGUAUGUCACAACUGGCCACUACUCGCUUGCGCGAGGAACAGGUCAUGCGGUAGGUGCGAUCCCCGUUCGUCAACUAUUCGAGCUUUGGCAACAGGCUGAGAGACUCCACACUGGGUCUUCCUGGCUUGUCAAGAUCCGCGAUCGAGGGGACAAUAUCUGCAGGGUAGCACGCAUUGAGAUGCUUGGAGAUUGA
This is a messenger RNA of Postia placenta MAD-698-R-SB12, 1290 nucleotides long. RefSeq lists its product as hypothetical. The transcript has 7 exons. The record is from RefSeq and is a predicted model, not a curated record. Gene Ontology annotation, biological process: tRNA 5'-leader removal. The coding region runs from base 1 to 1290 and encodes 429 amino acids. Lineage: Eukaryota; Fungi; Basidiomycota; Agaricomycetes; Polyporales; Adustoporiaceae. Gene Ontology annotation, cellular component: nucleolar ribonuclease P complex; ribonuclease MRP complex.